Molecule: messenger RNA, 5483 nt
Organism: Acanthaster planci (crown-of-thorns starfish)
Lineage: Eukaryota; Metazoa; Echinodermata; Asteroidea; Valvatida; Acanthasteridae
Biological process (GO): regulation of transcription by RNA polymerase II
Cellular component (GO): NSL complex; nucleus
Source: RefSeq, a predicted model, not a curated record
GUUUCACGCUGUGCGUUGUAUUUUGUCUCAGAUAAUUGUCUCGCUGUCAUAAUUGCCUUUUCUCUCGUUCGAAAAUGUUGUAUCCUCGGCCAAAACUAGGAGGAGCAGUGGAAAAAGAAAAGCACGAGGCAACAAUAUGGCCGAUGAAUCAGGAGUACUUGGCGCCAGUGGUAUGUUGAGGCCUUCUGCAAACAAGGAGGAUGAACAAAAGGCGCCAGUGUCAGAAAAAACGACAGAGGAGAUAGAUGUGGAAGGAACCUCCGAUGAAGAAGUUGAAGACAGUAGAUCAACAACCAGCCCAACAGCUGACAAACUCGCACAAACUCCCAAAGAGAGCUCUCCGAAAGAAGGUGGAGAUAGGCGGAACUCUGGGGCAGAUUCGACAGAGAAGCACUCAGAGUCUCCACUACCUCCUAAACAAGAGCUUGAGAAGCAGGCGAGCAGUCCUGCUGGAAAGUCACUUGAAAGUGCCCCAGUUGAGAAACUGGAUAGCGGGAUACCGGAACAGAACCAGGGAACAUCAGUUGGAAACAAUAAGCUUGAAAAGGAUCAAGUUUCUCAAAGUGAGAAGAAAGACACUUCUGAGGAGCAUACAUCUGGACCUAGUUAUAAGGAAACUUUGGAGGGCAGUGGUGAUGAGAAAAUAGCAGAAGCCCGCAUUUCCGGCUCUGGUGUUGUUGUGAUACCCAAAUCAGACAGCAGAAAGGAGAUAUCUGCUCAGAUGGCUCCAACUGAUGCUCAGUCAGCAGAAAAGACGUUGGAGGUUGAAGUAAAGGGUCUUGCCAAACCACAGAAGUUGAAGACCUUUGAGGAUGCGUUCAAAGCCAGCAUAGGGAAGUUGAAUGUUGAAGCUCCACGUCCAAGAAAAGUAAUAAAACCAUUUGGAAAUUUCAUAAAGCAGGUUGGUGGUGCUGCUCCAGGACCUUCGAGUGAGACCUUUCACCUUCGCCAGAGAGACAAUGAAAAGGUUAUCAAUGUGACAGAGAAACAAAAAGGUCAAAGUUCUAGCUCUGGCACGGAGAAGAGUUCAGGCAGUCAGCAAAUUUCUAAUCAAUACCUGACAAAAAGCCCAAAAAUAGAUGCUACAGAUAAUCAAAAAUUUGAUGCGGACAUGUUUGAAGAUGAACGUGAUAAUUCAAGGGAUAUUGACAAUUUCAGCUCCGACUCCUCGUCAACUAUCAUUGACAUUGAGCUGACUGCCAAAGAAUCCACUGAAGAGGAAAUUUCAGGGAAACCGAGCAGGCCUAAAGUGGCCUCUCAGCCAACUGUAGAAUCACAAAGCCAGGAAAGCAAACCAGUGGUUGCAGAGAAAGAAAAAUCUGCAAGUAAGGCCAGGACCAGGGAGUCCACUUCCAAGCCCAAUCCCACCUCCGACACCAGUUCAGGGGAUGGAACAUCAGAGGAACAGAAGAGCCCAUCAACAAAGCAGCCAUCAAACGAAAAUGCAAAUACUGGAACGAAACAUUCCAAGGAAGAAGGUGACACCAAAAGCUCAGGUUUGGAGAGAGCUAAAGUCUCUGAUUUGACGAGACACAAGGGAAAUGGUGACCACGACAGAAAACUGGAGAAAAGACGGGAGCUUCUGAGGGCAAAACAUGCGGCGGAUCAGCCCCGAAUGAAACCAGAGACGAAAGGAGAUGGUAAAGCCAAGUUGAGGGAAAGAUCCAAGAGCGAAGAAAGCCCAACUUCCCAGGCCAAGAAGUACCGUGUCUCCAAGCACGGGAUUGUCCUGCAGCCGGGGAUGAAGCUGGAGGCAAUGGACUACUCCAAAAAGUGGUACUUGGCCAGGAUUGUGAACGUGGACGAGACUGACAACACGGUCCUGAUCCACUUUGCCGGCUGGAACUCCCGAUUUGACGAGUGGCUGGAGUUUGACAGUGAUCGGCUGCGGCCUCUGGCCAGGGUCUCGGCCCGUCGAGAGACAGCCAAAGAAGUCAAAGCACUAGGGGGCUAUAGGGUUGGGGACGAAGUUCUGGCGCGGUGGUCAGACUGUCGCUAUUACCCUGCCAAGAUCCUAGGGAUCAAGACCAACGGCUCCUACCGGGUGCUCUUCUAUGAUGGGAUCGAGAAGACAGUCAUGGGCAUCAACGUGCGGGACAUGCCCGAAUCCCUCAAAUCUCAGCAACUCUUCAGUAAUCUGGAGCACCAGUUCCGAGCCCUGGUGAACAAGAAGCGCAGGAGCUCCAGGGAUGCUGAGGGUAAAUCUAAGGAAGCUCGAUUAUCAAAAGAAUCACUGUCAGGCAGCAGGCCGUCCAGCCCCAUUCAGCAACCGCAGAAGCGACGCCACCCAUCUACUAACCAGUCCCCGGCUUUGAAGCCAGCCAAGCGCAGUCGACAAGAUUCGAGCCGUUCCCAGAAAGCACAGAAGGGAUCGGUCAAGACCCCAGAGCCCGUGCCGCCUGCUCCUGUCACCAGGGACCAACCAGAGCUCCUUCCCUCCCCGACCUCAGCCGAGGCAAGCGAGCUGAUGUCUGCCUUGGAACACGGCAUGAUGGGAGGCAAGAAAUGUUAUCGGGAACCAUUGAUAUUCGACAAAAACACUGGACUCAUCCGAGACCCGAGUCGGUUGGUAGCCCCCAAAGAGCUGGUCAUUGAUCUGGACCACAAUAAGUACAAGUGUGAGGUGCCGGACUGCGGCAAGGCCUUCCGCAAGGCCAGCUUGCUGGAAUACCACCAGAAGUACUAUCACAUCAGCAAGCCGGCCACCAGCACAUCAGCCAUGGCUGCAGCCAAGAAUGCCGUGACCAGAAGCCGCAAGAGGCUCUCAACAUCUGCAAGUACACCUGGAAGCAGUAAGAUGCGUCGCACCGAGAGUGCAGAUGGGCCAUCGGCCAAAAUCACCAGCCGUCAGCAUCGCAUUUCAGCCCCCGGCAUCUUGACCACCAGUCACAAGCACCCGCUGCCAUCGCCAAAGCUUGACAGUCUGACCCCGACACCUCCCCAUCCCCUCAAGUCCAUGUCUACCAAUCAGUUUGUGAAACGACAAGCCGUGCCUGAUACCAGGAAACCUCUGCCGGCAUCCCGGGUCGAGCGGCCGCCUUUAACAAAGCCAGAUCUUGCUUCGCCCACUGUGCAGCAACCACAGGCGGCAGCCAAGCCGAAGGCCCAGGGAUCCGAGAUCACGGCCAAGGUCGCAGAAAGAUCACGGAAGGUUUCAGGGUCCACUGCUAGUAAAGAAAGCAAACCUACCACAAACAAGUCGGAGGUUGUCACAACUACCGUCUCAGAAAAACUUCAACCAUCACCAAAAGCAGCGGCUUUGACCUUAGAAACCAAAACCAAAGCUGAGCUGAGUGAUGCAGCGCCCACCCAACAGCCUGAGACCAAAUCCCAACAAGCACCGGUGGCGCUGGACAGCAAGGCCGACUCCAAGGCCGUGGUGAAAGGUCCCGAGGUCACAGCAGAGAUUGCGGCAGCACCACACCAGGCACCGAAGAAGCAGCGGCGGAACAAGCCGCACAAGAAGCAUAAGCGGCACAAGGCACGGAGCCGUGACCGGCGGUCACGGGAGCAGAGCCGCAGCGAGCGGCGCCGGGCAGCUGAGCGAGCCAAGCAGCGGCGACUGGAACAGCGGCAGCUCAAGCAGUCCCUGGAGGAGGCUGCCUCCAGGCAGAAGCCCGAAGAUGUGAUGGAAUGGACUGCUAAAUAUCUGUCUGCUACAACUGACAGAAACCUCCUCCAUUCCCCUGCCCAAAGUUCUGAUGACCCCAUGCUCAAGCCAGAGGGGCUGGACUCCUCCACCACGGAGGAUGGGGGCCCCCGGGACAUGAUCAGCUGCGUCUGCCGCAACCAGGAGGAGGAAGGGUUCAUGAUCCAGUGCGAGACCUGCUACGGCUGGCAGCACGGCAGCUGCGUAGGGUUGACGGAGUCCACCAUCCCCAAGCAGUACAUCUGCAGCUUUUGCAUCUACCCGGAGAAUUUGCGGACUCAUGCUAGACAUCGCUACGACCAGGAUUGGUUCCGCACAGGCCAGCUCUCUUCCCUUACGCAGCCCCAGCAGCCUGCUGAGGAGUCAGGUCACCUGACCGAGGCCAUGCUGAAGACCCAUCAGCUGAUGGCUGAUAUGAUCAGCGUGACAGAGGCAUUGGACGUACUGCAACACAAACUGGAAAUUCUUAAAAGUGACAACCAUCCUGACCUGAAGCUCUGGUCCUAUCACUGGGGGCUGAGAGAUGAAAGCACGCCCCUGGAUGACUCUGCUCACACCCAGCAACUCCAGACCAGCCUGGAGGAAUCAGACGUUCUCCAGACGUCCGCCGAGACCAGUGCCCUCACUGAGUCCAUGAGGAGUGACGUCGUUGUUGACAGCAUUAUGGAAGAAGUUAUCCCUGAGGUGGUAGGCACGGGAACCGAUGAUGUGAGCAAAGAGAGCAGUGGGGCUGCUGCCGGUAACCAGGGGGAUAUUGGGGACAGUGGUGACAUGGGCCUGCUACAAGAGGGCGUCAAACACGCUGAGGAAUUUGAUUUUCCCUCAGUUGUUGGCAAAACCUUAAUCCCAAAUAAAAAUCCAGUCCCAGAAGAAACUGUUGGCUGUUUGGACUCGGUAAAUGCUGAAGCAAGUCCCGUGGAAGUCGAUUCAAAAGAACUGUUGGAGAGUUCAACUUUUUCAACACCAACUACCACAUCAGACUCAAAACAAGACAAUAUGUCAAGUGGCAGUGCACCUUCUGUUCCCGACAAGGGCACCCCUUUGAGUUCCACACUGCAAGCAGAAACACUGCCCACUGAAAAGCUGACAGCUUGCAUCAUCCCAGACCCAGAACAGUCCACCUCCCAGGGAGCCAAGGAUGGGGUUACCAUUGAAAGUGGGAAACCGGUUACACCAGUGCAUGAUGGGAAAUCAGACAGAGCAGAAAGGGACAAUUUGCAGAACCCCAAAGGCAAUUCAUCUGGAGAUGCACAUACCAUGCUUGGCAGUGGCACAUCAAGUCAGGCCUCCGAAGUGAAGGACCCUGUUACCAGUGAAACACAGAAAGUGGGGACCCCAGAGCAUGAUGGGAAAGCAGACAGCAGCACCAAGGAACAGCCAGCCAAUCAUGGUGAUUCCUCAGAUGACGAACCCCUCAUAAAAUACACCAAGAAAUCAGCUUCAUCCAGCGAGGCAGAGAAUGACACUACAUCGGUUGCUGCCAAGUCCACCACACCGCCACCCCAACCAAGCUCAGAACCAGCCCCCGUUCAGGCCGACCCAGUGCCUUCCGGCAACCCCACCGUGCCACCCAGCAUCUGCAAGCUGCAUCUCUUCAACCACAUCGUGUGUGUUGAGGAGGAGCUCAAGCGACGCAUGGACUACGUGGAGGAGCAGAUCGAAGCUUUGGAGCUUGCCUUCAACCAAUCAGCCGAGAGCAAGGACUCACAGUACAAUCCCCCAGACCCCCUGCAGAUGAAGCGGACAAUCAGCGUCCUCAUGGAUGAUCUGGAGCGGGUCAAUAAACUUGUUUCAAUUUGAAAGACCGACAAACACACAGACAAACACACAAACA